GGGGAUUUGGGAGUUACAUGUUUGGUAUGAGUGAACGGAUUGCCAGUCAAUCAGGUGACAACGGUGGCUACAAGAACCCAGCACUAGGAUGGAUGAUCGGCUUUCUUUUCAUGGUUAGCUUUCUUGGCCUCUUCUCAGUGGUGCCACUUCGAAAGAUCAUGAUCAUAGACUUCAAACUGACAUAUCCAAGUGGUACUGCAACUGCUCAUCUUAUCAACAGCUUCCACACCCCUGAAGGAGCAAAGCUAGCAAAGAAGCAAGUUCAAACAUUGGGCAAGUUCUUUUCUUUUAGCUUCUUGUGGGGUUUCUUUCAAUGGUUUUUCAUUGCUAAAGAAGAUUGUGGAUUUGCAAACUUCCCAACAUUUGGGCUGAAAGCAUAUAAAAACAGGUUUUACUUUGAUUUCUCAGCAACAUAUGUUGGAGUGGGGAUGAUCUGCCCCUAUAUUGGCUAGCAGCCUGUGGAGUCAUGAUGAACAUUGUUUCAACAGCCUCUGACCUAAUGCAGGAUUUCAAAACUGGUUAUUUGACUCUGGCUUCACCCCGAUCAAUGUUUAUAAGCCAAGUGAUUGGCACAGCAUUUGGUUGUGUCAUUUCCCCUUGUGUCUUUUGGCUGUUCUACAAGGCGUUUGAUGACCUGGGGAAUCCUGACGGUGCAUAUCCAGCUCCAUAUGCUAUUGUAUUCCGCAGCAUGGCAUUGUUAGGGGUACAAGGUUUCUCUGCUCUACCAAAAGAUUGCCUCUUGCUUUGUUAUGUGUUCUUUGGGGCAGCCAUCCUGAUAAACUUAAUCAGGGAUGUGGCGGGUAAGAAAGCAGGCAAGUUCAUACCAAUUCCCAUGGCAAUGGCAAUACCUUUCUACUUGGGUCCGUACUUUGCCAUAGACAUGUGUGUUGGCAGCUUGAUAUUGUUUGUCUGGGAGAGGGUAAACAAGGCCAAGGCAGAUGCUUUUGGGCCAGCAGUGGCUUCUGGUUUGAUAUGUGGGGAUGGCAUAUGGACUUUGCCUAGUUCAAUACUUGCUUUAGCAGGCGUUAAGCCCCCAAUUUGCAUGAAGUUUCUGUCAAGGGCAACAAACGAUAAAGUCGAUAAUUUCUUGAGCGGUUGAGCCCAUAAAACCCGAGGUCAGCCUAUGAUACAUAUAUAUGCAUACAUUUGAUCGUGCAUCCAAUGUUGUACCAUAUUUCUAAAUUUCGUUUUCUGUUUUUCCACUGUAAUAUGGUUAGUAUGGUAAAGAGAAUCAUGUUAAGAUGAACUGUUCCUCAAACUAGGAAAAAAGAUUGAAAAAUUAU
Rubroshorea leprosula is the source of this 1283-nucleotide messenger RNA. Lineage: Eukaryota; Viridiplantae; Streptophyta; Magnoliopsida; Malvales; Dipterocarpaceae. The record is from the annotation of a GenBank genome assembly.